Colletotrichum spaethianum is the source of this 1452-nucleotide messenger RNA. Its product is annotated as ENTH domain-containing protein C794.11c. The transcript is spliced from 2 exons. Gene Ontology annotation, cellular component: plasma membrane; endosome; clathrin vesicle coat. Gene Ontology annotation, molecular function: clathrin binding; phospholipid binding. The coding region runs from base 1 to 1452 and encodes 483 amino acids. NCBI's taxonomy places the organism in Eukaryota, Fungi, Ascomycota, Sordariomycetes, Glomerellales, Glomerellaceae. The record is from RefSeq and is a predicted model, not a curated record. Gene Ontology annotation, biological process: endocytosis; Golgi to endosome transport.
AUGGAUUGGAAUAACCUCAAGGACACGGUCUCCAACAUGACCCUGUACGACGUCAAGGCCGGCGUCAGGAAGGUCCAGAAUGGUAAAUUGCCAGCUGUCCAAUUCGAAAUGCCCGUGAUCGCCGCUACCCUCAACGAAAUCAUGCCCAUGAUCUACCGCAGAUUCACAGAAAAGUCCGCUGAGGAGUGGCGGCAAAUCUACAAGGCUCUCCAGCUGCUCGAGUUCCUCAUCAAGCACGGUUCCGAACGCGUCAUCGACGAUGCCCGCGGCCACAUCACAUUGCUCAAGAUGCUGCGUCAAUUCCAUUUCAUCGACCAGAACGGCAAGGACCAGGGUAUCAACGUCCGCAAUCGAGCCAAGGAAUUGGCCGAGCUUCUGAGCGAUGUCGAGCGGAUCCGGACGGAGCGCAAGAAGGCGCGAGCGACCAAGAACAAGUACACCGGUGUCGAGGGCGGCAUGAGCCUCGGAGGCGGCUUCUCCAGCGGCAGCGGCAGCCGUUACGGCGGUUUCGGAAGCGAGUCUGGUGGCUACGGAGGUUACUCUGGUGGUGUCUAUGGCGAUGGCGGCGGUUUCGGUGGACAGGAGAGCAACGACUACGGGAGAACACAGGCACACAACGACAAGUUUGAGGAAUACGACGAGUUUGACGACGAACGCCCAGCGGCCAGCUCCUCGGCGUCUCGAUCCAAGCGACCCGAGCGAACGGCGGCCCCCAAGGCCGAGCCGCCCAAGAAGAAGGAGCCCGAGGUGGACCUCUUCUCCUUCGACGACCCUGCGCCCUCCUCCAUGCCCGCCCCCGCCGUCGCGCCGACCCCCUCCAAUGGCUCCGGCCUGGCGUCGCUGUCAGCACCGUCUAACGCUAACGACGAUGACGAGUUCGACGACUUCCAGUCCGCCGCCCCAGCUCCGGCUCCCGCAGCUGCUAAUCCCCUCCCUCCUCCCCUCAUGACCGCCAACUCCGCCACAACUUUUGCCGCCCCCCAGCCUGUGUCCGCACCGCAGCAGGCCAACAUGAGCAACAUGGUUAGCAUGUCCUCCAUGUCUCCCGCUCCGAGCGCCAACUACUCGGCGUUCAGCACACCCGCCAUCGCCUCGCCCGCGACACAGGCAAAGUCCAGCGGUUACCAGCCUUCGGGACCCAACUACUUUAGCUCCGUCCAGGCUGCAGUUCCUCAGCCGACGGGUGGCUCUUUCGCAGGCACCCCUGGCGCGGGCGCACCCAAGGCUGCUUCGGCAGCUGCCAAGCCCGGCGCUGCUGGCGGCGACGCUUUCGGCGCACUGUGGUCGCAGGCCAGCACCGGCGUGAAGAAGAGCACGCCCACCGCUGGUCCCGCUUUGGGCCAGCUUGCAAAGGAGAAGAGCAGCGCUGGCAUCUGGGGGGCUCCCGCUCCGGCAUCCUCUGCAUCAAAGCCCGCCGGCGGAAACCAUGGCCUAGACGACCUGCUCGGCUAA